UGUGGCCACAUGACCGACAGUAAAUCGUCCAAUCAGAGUUUCCGAGCAAUUUACUUGGAAAGAGCCAGACUUGUGCUUGGAAGAUGUCUUGUGGUUUCUGAAUAAAUCCACAUCAUCCGGAAAUAUGUCUUCAAGUCAGAUUUACUAUUCGGACAGAUAUAAUGACGACCAAUACGAGUACAGACAUGUUGUUCUGCCCCGGGAAAUCGCUAAAUAUGUCCCCAAAUCCCACCUGAUGACUGAAGAUGAGUGGAGGAAGUUGGGCGUGCAGCAGUCCCGAGGAUGGAUUCAUUACAUGAUCCACGAGCCAGAGCCUCACAUCCUUCUGUUCAGAAGACCUUUACCGAAUAAAUGACUCGAGCAGCUUGUCAGCGAAGGGUUGACCAAACAUCUACUUUAUUAAUGUCAUUUCAUGAGGAACUGGGGUUUGUGUUGACUGAAAUGAUCGGAAAACUUUCUGUUAGACUGAAAUAAUUGAAUAAACAAUCCCCUG
Salarias fasciatus (jewelled blenny) is the source of this 493-nucleotide messenger RNA. RefSeq names its product cyclin-dependent kinases regulatory subunit 1. The transcript is spliced from 3 exons. Lineage: Eukaryota; Metazoa; Chordata; Actinopteri; Blenniiformes; Blenniidae. The coding region runs from base 125 to 355 and encodes 76 amino acids. The record is from RefSeq and is a predicted model, not a curated record. Gene Ontology annotation, molecular function: cyclin-dependent protein serine/threonine kinase regulator activity.